AUAUAGCCAAAAAGAAGAGAGGAAAACAAAAAAAAAAAAAAAGGGAAAACUGCUGAGAAACGCGUUUCACUUGGGUUCCUUGUCACCACGGCGCCCACCAGGAGCCCAGCUCCACACCCAGGGAUGCUGCAGAGGGGGGCCCACAUGGCCUCCCCCCAUCCCCGGCCCCCAUUUCCCUGCAGGGUGCAGGAUCACCCCCAACCCUCCCAGUGCCACUCGCUGGUGGAGGCACAGGGGGGUAUGAGGAGACCCCGGCCUCCAGGUCCUCGCCUCCCUGCCCCGCGCCGGGACCACCGCUGCCUCCCCGUCCCCGGCGGGUUCAGCCCCCAUGCUGCGUCCCUGCGUCACCGCAGCCCUCCAGCACCACGCGCCCCGUCCCGCAGCCCCCCCAUGUCCUCCCUCGAGAGACUCUGCCUCGAUCCAGCGCCCCCAGCCUUGGCUGGCUCGGGAAAUAUGUUUCCUGAUGCUUCUCAUUUUUCCCACGCUCCCUGCUGCCGGCCGCGGAGCAGUGGAUGAGCGGGGAAGAAAUCCGCCCUAACGCCCGCGCCCCGCUCGGUCCUGGUGCCAGAAUCGCGUCUCCCCCCCUCUCCCCAAGCCCCCCAUGAACAUUUGCCUCUGUGCUUCAAAAACCACGCUGAGAACCAGCCGGGCAGCACGCAAAUGCCCCCAAACCCAUCCAAAAGGGCCGGGAAGAGGCGUCCCCAUCCCACCAGUGCGGCCCCGGCCUCUCCUCGCCCCAGCCCCGCUCCUUGGCGCCUUCGCCCCACGGAGGGGACGCCGAGCACGUGGGCGCCGGCGGCCUCAGCUGCCUCCGCUCCACGCUGUAAAGCUGAGAUUUACAAGUGGCCGGAGGAGACCAGAGCCGGGCAGCCUUUAUGGAGCCUCAUUAGGAGCUGCAGGGAGCCUGGCUGGGAUCCACCGACCUCGCCACGUCCCGGGGAGACGCCGGCGCGGGGCACGGUGCAGCGGCAGCACCGGAGGGGACCGGGUGGCUCAGCCCUUGGCCACGGCACUUGGGGACGGGACCGUGGGGUCCUCGAGGUCCCUGAAGCAUCCCAUGCCCAGGCACGGGGCGGCGAGUUCCUCGCACGGGGCGUCCCCUGUCCUCCCCUGUCCCCCAGCGGAUGCAUCCGUGGAACCACCACUGAAGCAGGGAAACCUCGGGGGGCCGACGGCACCGACCGCCCCCACGCCUCACCACCGCUCGGGAAGGGCAGCGCUUGGGUUCCUCGGGGCAAGGAGCGCGGAACCGGAGGGGAAAGCCCGGCCUUUGAAAGAUGCGGCGUCCUCCACCAACAGCCCCCGCGCAAGGCCCCGGGAGCGGGCUGGGGACGCGGCCCCGCGUGGAGCUCACCCCGAUGCGGUGCCACGGCCAAAGGAGGCUCAGCCCCGGCCAGGGGAGGGGACGGGGAGAAGCUGGACCCAGCCCCACGCCAUGGGAAGGACAGCGCGGGACACGUGGCCGGGCACCAGGUCCCCGUCCUUGCUCUGGGAAGGGGACGGCACCGGGACCCCCCGGGUUUGGUUCUCGGCUUGAUGAGGUUGGAAGCCCAGAGAAGCAGCUGUGACGAAGCCUCGGAUGCCAUGAGAGCUCUGUCCAUCCCCGCUCGGCUCUCUGACCACCCGUGGCUCCCGGCACCCACACCAGCAGCCAAGGGAAGCCCUGGCCCUGCUGUCCUUACGUGCCUCAGCGGCUCCAGCCCCGACAUCCGUCCGUCCGUCCGUCCGUCGCGGCUCCAUCCCGACCGCGCGCUCCGGCCCCGAGCGCGGCCGCGCAUCAAACCGACAGACACCAGAAUUGCCUUGGAGAAGCAGUUUUAUUAUGAAACCAAGAACGAAAUGCAGUGUUUGCCCUGGCACACUACAAAACAUCUCAAGCAAAUAACCAGCAGAAGGAUCGUGAGCCAAAUAGAAAAUACAUCUUACAAAAUCCGGCAUA
This is a messenger RNA of Oxyura jamaicensis (ruddy duck), 1939 nucleotides long. RefSeq names its product translation initiation factor IF-2-like. The transcript is spliced from 3 exons. The record is from RefSeq and is a predicted model, not a curated record. The coding region runs from base 602 to 1537 and encodes 311 amino acids. NCBI's taxonomy places the organism in Eukaryota, Metazoa, Chordata, Aves, Anseriformes, Anatidae.